AUGGACGCGCUCAACACAUACCUGGCAUCCACCGGCCAGCCAACCUUUGACUUCUUCGGCCCCAACGCCAACUGCACCAUCGACCUGUGCUCGCCCAGAUGGAGCGUCUACGGCUACAAGCCAUCCCUCAGCGCCAACUUGGCCCUGCUGGCCAUCUUCUUUGCCGCUCUGGUCGCUCAUAUCCUACUCGGCUUGAGGUCGAGGACGUGGUCCUUCAUGGCGUGCAUGAUCUCUGGCUGCUUGGACGAGAUGCUUGGAUACGCCGCACGGGUGUGGAUGUUCUCUGAUCUGUGGAACUUUGAUGCUUUCAUGAUCCAAGUUGUUUGCAUUACAACAGCACCAGUCUUCUACUGCGCCGGCAUUUACAUGGUCCUAGCAAAUACCAUGUCCACCUUCGCCCCAACCCUCUCCCGCUUCCGCCCCUCUUUCCUAUACUGGUUCUUCAUCCCCUGCGACCUAGUCUCCCUCGUCCUUCAAGGUGUGGGCGGCGCCCUGUCCGCCACGACCGCCGGCCUAAGCCAGACGGGCAUCAACAUCGCCCUCGCCGGGCUUGCGUUCCAGGUGGCCACCCUGGUGCUCUUCUGCGCCGUAUACGUCGACUUUGUCUGGCGGUACCACAGGUUGGGCUUCGGGCAGCGGUUGAGGGUGUUUUACGUGUUCGAGGCACUGGCGUUUCUUAUGAUCCUUGCUCGGUGUGCGUUUAGGGUUGGGGAGCUGAGUGAUGGGUACGGUGGUCCCUUGGUCAAAAGGGAGGACCUGUUCAUUGGGUUUGAGGGGGUUCUCAUCGUCGUCGCUGCAUUCGCGCUCUGCGUAGGGCAUCCUGGGCUGAUUUUGAGCCAGUCCCGGCGGAAGAAGAGCCCGACGGAACCCAUCAGUCUGGAGACCGGACCUGAUAAGUAG
This is a messenger RNA of Cryphonectria parasitica EP155, 900 nucleotides long. RefSeq lists its product as uncharacterized. The transcript is spliced from 5 exons. Gene Ontology annotation, cellular component: plasma membrane; fungal-type vacuole. NCBI's taxonomy places the organism in Eukaryota, Fungi, Ascomycota, Sordariomycetes, Diaporthales, Cryphonectriaceae. Bases 1 to 900 code for a protein of 299 amino acids. The record is from RefSeq and is a predicted model, not a curated record.